This is a messenger RNA of Vitis vinifera (wine grape), 3535 nucleotides long. Its product is annotated as ATPase 11, plasma membrane-type. The transcript has 21 exons. NCBI's taxonomy places the organism in Eukaryota, Viridiplantae, Streptophyta, Magnoliopsida, Vitales, Vitaceae. The coding region runs from base 486 to 3137 and encodes 883 amino acids. Gene Ontology annotation, cellular component: plasma membrane. The record is from RefSeq and is a predicted model, not a curated record. Gene Ontology annotation, biological process: proton export across plasma membrane; regulation of intracellular pH. Gene Ontology annotation, molecular function: ATP binding; P-type proton-exporting transporter activity; ATP hydrolysis activity.
GGGCUUGAUUUUGUGAUUCCCUUAAUAGUUAGCAGGAAAGAUAUGUAGCAUGGAUGAAAUUGACAUUGUUUCAUAUGUUGGUCCAAACAUUUUCUUCAACGAUUCUGAAAGCUUCUCUCUAUGCUUUUUGUGCUGGAAGCUUUGGUGUUUUUGGCCACCAUUUGAGGGAAAUUUUUUGAGUUGUGAAGUGGGUUCAUGUUGAAGAUACCCACCACUGUUUGAGUCUCUGUAGGUACACAUUGUUUCAACUACGGCUUCUGUUGCUAAUUUUCACGAAGGAUUUGAAAUUGAAUAUCUUCUAGUGUUUGUUUAUUGGCGCUAAGAGAAUGGGGUAAAUUUACUGCUGUUUGGUCGAGAGAAUGAAACAAAAAGGAAAGAAAAUGGGAUUUUGAGAAUGGUUCUUCUUUGUUUUGGUAACUGAAAGUUGUGAGCAGCUUACUCUAUGGGAUUAUCCAACUUUCCACGGCAGUGUUAGGAGAGCCACAAUGGACAAAACUGCAAUUACCCUUGAAGCUAUCAGCAAGGAGAUUGUUGAUCUGGAGAACAUCCCUCUUGAAGAAGUUUUUGAGAAAUUAAAAUGCACAAGAGAAGGUCUCGGCUUGGAUGAGGUAGAGAAGCGAUUGAAGGUGUUUGGGCACAACAAACUUGAAGAGAAAAAGGAAAAUAAGAUUAUCAAAUUUUUGGGAUUUAUGUGGAAUCCUCUCUCAUGGGUUAUGGAAGCAGCAGCAAUCAUGGCCAUUUCUCUUGCACUUAAAGAGAAUAAGGAUGUAGAUUACAUAACCUUUCUUGGCAUUCUGGCACUGCAUAUUAUCAAUUCAGCCAUCAGCUUUGUAGAGGAAAACAAAACUGGCAAUGCUGUGGCUCGCCUUAUGGCUUGGCUGGCUCCAAAAGCAACGGUUUUACGAGCUGGCAAAUGGAGUAAGGAAUAUGCUUCUGUGUUGGUUCCUGGAGACAUUGUCAGUAUCAAACCAGGAGAUAUCAUCCCUGCUGAUGCACGUUUACUUGAAGGAGAUCCUCUGAAAAUUGAUCAGUCUGCUCUCACAGGAGAGUCACUCCCAGUGAUAAAACAUCCUGGUGAGGUAGCUUACUCUGGUUCAACAUGUAAGCAAGGUGAAAUUGAAGCCGUUGUUAUUGCAACUGGAAUGCGUACUGUCUUUGGAAAGGCAGCUCAUCUUGUGGAAACCACCAUACAUGUUGGGCAUUUUCAGCAGGUUUUUACUGCAAUUGGAAACUUCUGCAUUUGCGCAACCGCCAUUGGGGUGUUAAUUGAGAUCAUUGUAAUAUGGUGGGUCCAACACAGAGAUUAUCGUUCUGUAAUAUAUAACUUGCUUGUCCUCCUCAUUGGUGGUACCCCAAUUUUCAUGCCAACAGUUCUGUCCACUACCAUGGCCUUCAGUUUUGAAUGCCUAUAUCGGAAGGGUGCUGUAACUAAGACAAUGACAGCUAUUGAGCAAAUGGCUGGGAUGGAUGUGCUCUGCAGUGAUAAGACAGGAACUUUAACUCUUAACCAACUUACAGUAGACAAGAAUAUGAUCGAGGUUUUUGCCAAAGGUGUUGACAAGGAAAUGGUUUUAUUGAUGGCUGCAACAGCUUCAAGGUUGGAGAAUCAAGAUGCGAUUGAUGCUGCCAUUGUUUCAAUGCUGGACGAUCCUAAGGAGGCACGCACUGGGAUUUCAGAAGUUCACUUCCUUCCAUUCAAUCCAACUAAUAAGAGGACAGCGCUUACAUACAUUGACAGUGCUGGUAAAAUGCACAGAGUUAGCAAGGGUGCACCAGAGCAGAUUCUCAAUUUGGCACAUAACAAGUCAGAUAUUGAAAGAAGAGUACAUUCAAUAAUCAAUAAAUUUGCAGAGCAUGGGCUUCGAUCCCUUGCAGUUGCUUGUCAGGAAGUACCAGCAGGCACCAAAGAUAGUCCUGGUGGACCCUGGGAAUUUCUUGGUCUUCUCCCUCUCUCUGACCUUCCUCGCGUUGACAGUGCCUUGACAAUUAGAGGAGCUGUAGAUCUUGGAGUAAGUGUUAAGAUGAUUACAGGUGAUCAAAUGGCAAUUGCUAAGGAGACUGGAAGACAACUUGGAAUGGGCACAAACAUGUACCCUUCAUCAUCUUUACUUGGUCAUAAUAAGGAUCAGUCUGUUGCAACCUUACCAGUUGAUGAACUCAUUGAGAAAGCUGAUGGUUUUGCUGGUGUCUUUCCUGAACAUAAGUACGAGAUUGUGAUGCAAUUACAAUCAAGAAAGCACAUUGUUGGGUUGACGGGUUAUGGAGUUAAUGAUGCACCUGCAUUACAGAAAGCAGACAUAGGAUUUGCUGUGGCAGAUUCAACAGAUGCUGCUCGAGGUGCUUCUGACAUAAUACUGAUACAUCCUGGGCUAACUGCUAUCAUUAGUGCUGUAUCAACCAGCCGCUCAAUCAUUCAAAUGAUGAAGACCUACUUGAUAUAUGCAGUAUCUAUCACAAUACAUAUUGUUCUUGGUUUUCUGUUGCUGACUGCAUUCUGGAAGUUUAAUUUUCCUCCUUUCAUGGUUCUCAUUAUUGCCAUUUUCAAUGAUGUUGCUAUCAUAGCUAUAUCCAAAGACAGGGUCAAGCCGUCUCCAGUUCCUGAGAGUUGGAAGCUCAGUGAAAUUUUUGUGACUGGGGUUGUCCUAGGAACUUACCUUGCCCUAAUGACAGUUGUAUUCUUCUGGGUAGCCUAUGAAACCAGUUUCUUUGCGAAAAUCUUCCACGUAACAAACUUCAACAAGCACCAGUACAAUCUCUCAGAUGAGAAAACCUAUGUUCAUCUGUAUGCACAGUUGGUAUCUGCAGUGUUCCUUCAAGUUAGCAUCAUCAGCCAGGCUUUAAUAUUUGUCACUCGCUCCAGGGGCUGGUCUUUGAGGGAAAGACCUAGUUUUGUUCUUGUUAGUGCCUUUGUCCUCACUCAAUGGAGUGCAACUAUGAUAUUUGCCACAACAUCAAGGGAAAAUGCUGGGAAUAGAAAGAUUGACUGGGGUUGGAUUGGUGUUAUUUGGCUGUACAACAUUGUUGUCUAUAUAUUGCUGGAUCCUAUCAAAUUUGGUGUGCGACAUGCAGUCAGUGGGAGAGUCUGGGGCCUGAUGCUAGAUCAAAGAGACAUUCAUCACCCAAAAGGACUCUGCUAAGGAAGCCCGCGAGGCUGCUGGGGCAGCUGAUCAGCGGACACCUGAUGGGCUUCAAUCUACUUUGGGAGGAGAUUAGUGUCAUUGCUGAAAAUAUCUUGCAUCCUUAGCCUUGCCUCAGCGGGUCUAGCUUACCAUAUGUUUGGAAGUCCUCGACCAAACGAGUAUUUAACAGAGAGCCUACAAGGAAUUCCAUUAAUAAAUUGGCCGUAUUGAUCAUUUGGAACAAAUGAAUUUAGUAGAUUUUUUUACGAAGUCCCAAUGACCAUAGAUCGAACCUAUCCAAUUUUUAUAAUGGGAUGGUCGGUUGUUCACAAACUAGUCAUACCUACCAUUUCUUUUCUGGGGUUAAUGUCAACAAUGUAAUUCAUUCAAUGAUAAACCUAAUCCAAAUUAUAGAA